Molecule: messenger RNA, 345 nt
Organism: Aphanomyces astaci
Lineage: Eukaryota; Oomycota; Saprolegniomycetes; Saprolegniales; Verrucalvaceae
Exons: 1
Coding region: 1-345 (114 amino acids)
Source: RefSeq, a predicted model, not a curated record
AUGCGUCACGAGCUAUGGCUGCUCUACUUGCGGCGCCGAGCUCACCGACGCAAGCGACUUCUCAUGAUGGCAUACAUCAGCUACCACUACGCUGCUUUCGUUAACAAGACACCAAAACGAACAUCAAUCCUGACAGGAGCGAUGUGGGUCCAAGAGAUGAUGAUCGGGAACCACGACGCCUUCGUCGACAGCUUUCGAAUAUCCCGUGAGACAUUCCUCAUGCUACACGACGAGCUUGUUAACAAAGCUGGGCUUCAGGCAACUGGAAGAAUCAGCUCCGUUGAACAGCUUGCAGUGUUUAUGUACUUUGCUGGGCAACAAGUAACAAGCGCCAACCUCCAGUAA